Drosophila biarmipes is the source of this 1267-nucleotide messenger RNA. Its product is annotated as serine protease inhibitor 42Dd-like. Gene Ontology annotation, molecular function: serine-type endopeptidase inhibitor activity. Bases 20 to 1165 code for a protein of 381 amino acids. The record is from RefSeq and is a predicted model, not a curated record. NCBI's taxonomy places the organism in Eukaryota, Metazoa, Arthropoda, Insecta, Diptera, Drosophilidae. The transcript is spliced from 4 exons.
AUUGUAAGCAACGUUCCAAAUGAAGUAUCUAUGUCUGCUAUUAUUGGCCACGUCAGUGGUUGGUCAAUUUGAAAAAGAUUUAUACCACUAUCUAAGCAAAGAGAAUUUAAGUAAGAAUAUAAUAUUUUCUCCCGUCUCCGUCAAAAUCGCCCUGAGCAUGGUCUAUAUGGGAGCUGGGGGAAAGACAGCCCAAGAAAUAAGGAAAGCUCUGACCCUUCGCAAGGAUAAGAAAGAAGUGGCCCAUAAAUACAGGGAGCUUCUGACCAGUCUUGAAGGACGCGAAAAGACAACCCGCCUUGAAGUGGCCAAUCGCAUAUACGUAAACGAUCGCAUCAAGAUAGUCCCGGAGUAUAAUCAGCUUGUUAAAGAUGCCUUCAGGGCCAAAGCGGAAGCCAUCAGCCUAGAUGAUCCUCAGAAAGCAGCUUCCAUAAUUAACAAGUGGGUGAAAGAUCAGACACAGAGCAAGAUCAAUAGCAUAGUUACGAGGGCUGACAUGAGUCCAGAUAUGCAAAUUAUCAUCUUGAAUGCAAUUUACUUUAAAGGCCGAUGGGAGCAACCUUUCAAAAAACAAAAUACCACUCAGGGUGUUUUUCGCACUGCUGACAAAAAAAGCGUUAAUAUCAGGAUGAUGUCGCAAGAGGACGAAUUUGGGGCGAUGUUUAUACCAGAUCUGGAUGCAAAAGUAAUUGAGCUACCUUAUUACAAUUCCAACAUCAGCAUGGUCAUCUUCUUGCCGGAAAAAGUCGAUGGCUUACAAUUAUUGGAAAGCCGAAUCGGGGGCAAGUUCCCCCUAGAUCUGCCAAAGAGAAAAGUGAAUUUACAGCUGCCACAGUUUAGUAUCGAUUUUUCGCGAAGUGUAGAGGAUAUUCUUAAGAAGAUGGGUAUAAAAGAGGCCUUUAGUUCAUCGGCGGAUUUUGGAGGUCUAGUAUCACAGUCAUCAUCUAGGAUCAGCAGUGUCUUUCAAAAGGCCCAUAUUAAAGUAAACGAAGAUGGUUCCGAGGCAGCAGCUGCAACAGGUGUUCGAAUGAUACCCACGUCGCUAUGCAUUACUUGUGAGAAGCAGCCAGUCUUUGAGUUCAAAGCCGACCAUCCGUUCGCUUUUUUCAUCCUCGACAAAAAAACAACAUACUUUCAAGGACACUUUGUGAACCCAAAUGAAGUUUGAUAAGAGAAAUGUUUAGAUUAAGUUACAGUUUUCCUACAUCUUUUAAUCAAUUCUCAAUAAAAAAAAGUAAUAUUUAAUAAAUUUGUAAAACUUAGAACUAGA